Molecule: messenger RNA, 8739 nt
Organism: Etheostoma spectabile (orangethroat darter)
Lineage: Eukaryota; Metazoa; Chordata; Actinopteri; Perciformes; Percidae
Gene: bag5
Product: BCL2 associated athanogene 5
Exons: 5
Coding region: 429-1895 (488 amino acids)
Biological process (GO): regulation of inclusion body assembly; negative regulation of protein ubiquitination; protein stabilization
Cellular component (GO): cytoplasm; membrane; cytosol
Molecular function (GO): protein-folding chaperone binding; adenyl-nucleotide exchange factor activity
Source: RefSeq, a predicted model, not a curated record
CUGUAAAUGGAGCACACCCAUGUUGGACGACCAAAACUUACACGACGUCCAAAAAUAGCUAAGUCCAUCACCGGCAAAAUGACACGUAAAUGUUUUUUAUUCUACGUGGAUGUGUAUUUAGUACACGUUAGCUAAACACCGAUAAACAUUUUGUAUUCAUCAAGAGAAACGAACGCCGUUUAAACGGGUUAACUCCCCCUCCAAAGGAGUGAAGAGAAACUCCGCGUUAGUUCGUACGCGUGAGCUGGAAAGUAAAGGUAACGUUAGCUAGGUAGGCUAAUGUUUAGCAUUAAUCAGGGGAGGUGCGCACUUUUCCGCAACAGUUCAGAUGGCUGUACGCUGGCUAUGCAGGGGGGGUUAUCCAUCUGGAUGCCACUUUGGUCCACGACCCGCCCUGCUGUGGCCGAUGGAAACAGACAUCCGUAGAAAUGUGCGCGCAUGUAUUCGGAGUUUUGAAAAGCCUGUUUGGGAAGCCCUUUGAUGGUGGGAAGAGGAUGGAUCAUGGCGGCCCACAGCAGCAGCCACAUCCCAUGGAGCAGCAGCAGCCGACGUACCACCCGCAGCACCCCGCCAUGACGCGGCUGUACGAGGUGCAGAAGGAGGUGGCGUCCCUGGGCCCUCAGGUCUGCACCUUCAGCGGCCUGCAGAACGACCGCGACUACAAGCGGCUGGAGCGCGAGCUGACACGGCUGCUGCUGGAGGUGGACCAGGUGGACACGGAGGGCAAGGCGGAGCUGCAGGGGGCGCGCAAACGGGCGGCCCAGGAGGUGGAGGGCCUCCUGCGCUACCUGGAGGAGAACGCCACCCACCCGUCCCGCGUGGCCAUCGAGGAGCUGAGCAACGAGGCGCGGCAGCUGGUGGACGACCGCGUGGUGGCGCCCCAGCGCUCCGGCGGCGUGGCGGAGAUCAACGACGAGCUGGUGGACGCCCUGCAGGAGAUCGUGCUGCGGCUGACCCAGGUCAAGACCGAGGGGCGGGUGCCGCUGCGCAAGGCGCGCUACCGGGCGCUGACGCGCAUGUGCGCCGUGCAGGACGUGAUCGAAGGGCGCACCCAGCAGCAGACCCUCUCCCUGCCGCUGUCGGGGGACACCCACGAGGCCGUGCACCGCAUCAACCAGGUGAUGGUGAAGGUGAGUGUGGCGCGCGGUCAGCUGGUGGCGCUGCUGAUGGGCCUGAGCGGCCGGGACAGCUGCACCCACCUGUCCCGAAUCCUCACCGAGAUGCAGGUGGAGCUGGACGCGCUGGAUGUGUCAGGGAACGCGGCCAUCCGCAACUACAGGAAGCAGGUCGUGGAGGAGAUAAACGGGCUGCUGAAACAUCUGGAUCUAGAGGUGGAAGGAGACGACACGCGCAGGUACGACUUGGGUCAGAACAACUCCAUCCGUGAGAUUGAGGCGGUGCGAGCCCACGUCUCCCACCUGCGAGACGGCGUCCUGCGGCACUGCAUCAUGGGGGAUCUGAGCUUCAGGCCCAAGGCCGAGCUGCAGAGCCUGCUCACUCACCUGGACCAGGUGGACACGGGCAGAAACCCGUGCAUCCGGGAGGCCCGCCGCCGCGCCGUGGUGGAGGUCCAGGCCAUCAUCACCUUCCUGGACCUGCGCGAGGCUCUGGCCCGCCGCCAGCCGGGCCCCAGCGAACACCCUUCGCACCGGGCCGUGUGGCUGGUCCUGGGCAGCCUCUCGGACCUCCAGGCCCAGGCACUGGGCUUCGACGGCAAGCGACUUGACAAGAGCUACAUGAUGCUCGAGGAGCUGCUGACCAAACAGCUGCUGGCGCUGGACGCCGUGGACCCGCAGGGCGACGAGACCACCAAGAUAGCGCGCAAGCAGGCAGUGAAGUUUGCACAGAACAUUCUCAACUACCUGGACAUGAAGACGGACGAGUGGGAGUAUUGAUUUUGUUUCAAAACAUCCCAGUGUGGUAGCCAUGGUGCUAGAUGGGAUGUCGCUGCAGGAAAGAAAGGAGCUGAUAAUACGUGUAAAUUGAAAAAAAAAAAAGAAACUCUUACGUUAUCAUUCCACGGGCUGUACAUAUUGACUCAAAUCCCCAGAAUGCACUGCAGCAGCGCUUUUCUUUUGUCAAUGUGGUACCGUUGUGGCCGAACCUGAGAAAAACACAGAACUCCAUUUAACAAACACACUUUGAAUUUUGUGUGUGUGUGUGUGUGUGUGUGUGUGUGUGUGUGUGUGUGUGUGUGUGUGUGUGUGUGUGUGUGUGUGUGUGUGUGUGUGUGUGUGUGUGUGUGUGUGUGUGUGUGUGUGUGUGUGUGUGUGUGUGUGUGUGUGUGUGUGUGUGUGUGUGUGUGUGUGUGUCCUCCCAGACUGCACUCGAUAUCGAUAAAGUGUGAUGGAUUGCUUGGCAGUGGUCUCCCCGCCUGGCCUGAUUAAUCUCCGUCGAUGCAUGUGUUAAAUACAGUGACCUAAUUAUGGCGUCGUCCACGGCUACCGUCUUGGUCCAGAUUCUGAUACUGUGCUGUGCUGAUUAUGGGCACCAAAAGUUUAGUUUUGCUGCAGUUUUGUAUUAUAAAUCAAAUUUUGUUUCAAUGUUUUUGGCAAAGCAGAUGGUGUGAACAAAUGGUAAAUAGGAAAUUUGAUCUGCAGUGAUAAUUGAGAGAUUUCUUUAGAGGCAGCAUCAAAGGUGAAACAUUAGAAGCCGAGCUGUGGCAAUCUGUGUUUAAACAGCUAGGAUGUAAGGUCACCCUCCACUCCUGCGUGAUCCUGUUUAUCCCCUCUGUGUCUCUGGUAGCGCUCCAAAUUCACCACCGGUUGCGGCCAAUGGAAAAUCUGCAGACCACAGCUGUCGUUGGCGGGCUGGCAAACAACAAGAAAUGCAGCUGAGAUCCAGAUAAAGUUAGCAGUCGAGAUUUCAUGUUGUGAGGAUGUUUGAAAAGAUAAGUACCUUUCCCCUCGCUGUUUGUGCUGCUGUUAGUCUGUAAUCUGUCUGUUGUGACUGUAUGAUCGUGUUAGGCUAUAAAUGGAUCAGGUUUUUAAAAAUUCAGAGAUGGAAGAAAGAGGAGGACAUUUUUGCUGCUUUUUGUUUCCACCCACUGCUUUCUGACUGGGACUGUGAGAGGUCCCUGGGGAGAGGAAGAGGAAGGGAGGCCGAGGCGGUGAUAUCCUCUGGAUUGACACAUCAAGGCUGAAGCUCACAGGGUCGGCAGUGGGCUCCUGUGCGGUACAGAGCACUGAUGGUAAUCGCAGUCGACAGAGCCUUCUAGAAACUUCUCGAAGCUUGCUGCUCGAGACGGUGGGAGGAGAGGGAAAAGACUGGAAGAUGAGUCCAAAAAAAUCUCUGUGCCUUUAGUUUCACCCUUCCCUGUGAACCGGUUUGUGGAAAAGCAGCCUUGUAGUGAGGAAAGAAGCAAGCAGCUGCUCAUUUGUGAUAUACAUUAACACUAAAGCACUGAAUGUGUUAGUGGAGAGCACCCCGGCUCUUAUCGCCACUAGAAAUUUGCACUACUUGUCAGAAAUUGAGGCGCUUUUUUGAAUCAGUUUCCUGACGAUAAAAGACAAAAGGUAGAAGGUGUUUGGGUCAGUAUUUUGUGGUAACACAGAAUGACAACGCUGCUUUGCAGCUGGCGACUAAUAUGAGUGACAUUGAGCUUUCACACUGCAAACAGCCUGGCUGCUGAUGGGCCCAUCUCUGGCUCUCAGGAGCUAAACUGACAAAACACAAAUAAUAAGCUGACCGGAUUACUUCACAGCUUUCUGCUGACCUCAAAGAUUCAAUGAUGAAGAGAUACUUGUUGAGAUACUUAUUUCUGCAGAUAAUUUUGAGUUUUUAAAGCUCAUGCCUGAGGGUUAGGAUUAGGUUAACCCUAACCCAACCCUAACAGCAGUUGAUGAAUCACACCUUAUUCAGGAGCUCUUCUGGAGCUUUCAAUCAUAUCGCAUUAUCUUCAUUGGCUGAAAUGUAGCCGUAGAUUUUCAAAUUGACAUUUUUCUGAGCAUUUUGAGGAAUUUAAAGGACGUGUAAUUAAGAUUUUAAUGUCAAAAAAUGGAUCAACUGACAUGUACAGUACGUAAAAGAGGUCGCUUAUACUCCACUCUGCAGUUCCCCUCGGCCCUAUAAAGCUUUGUAGCACCUUAUAGCUCAUUGUCUGGGUUUUGGUUCACUAUCACAGCUCUCAUAGCGUUGUUUCCAGCAGCAGCAGGCAGCUGUUUUUUAACAAAACAUGCUGUCAUAAACCCACUGUAAACUUUCCGCUCAGCAGCAACCAGCAGAGCGCAGGUAGUGGAGCGUUUAGCAGCUAACUCUAAAGAGACCACGAACGGCUAAAAGAGAGAGAGAAGAUAAAAGUUACAUUUAUCAGAUGGACACACACGCUAGUCCAAAUGAAUGAUAAUGUUCCAUAACUACGCAACUUCUACCCCAUCAACUUUAUAAGGUGAUGAAAUGUUAAUGUUGUGCCCCUAAGUAGCCAAAGGUCUGUUAAUACAUGUUUAAAAAACAGGAACUUAGACAAAUUCAACAAUGAAAUUUUAAACUCUUCAGAAAAAUAAGAAAUGUGAACAUUUACCCUUGCCUGGCAACUGCUGAUGAAGACCAUGUCCGACAUGAUAGACAGCUGCACAACACCAGUUUGAUCAGUGGUGGAAAGUAACUAAGUAGAUUUACUCAAGUACUGUACUUGAGUACAAUGUUGAGGUACUUCCAAUUCCAGUAUUUUCAAUUUCUGCUCUUUCUACGUCACUACAAUUCAGAGGCAAAUAUUGUACUUUUUACUGCACAACAUUUAUUUGAUAGCUUCAGUCAUACUGUGCAGUUUUGGAUUAUUAAAACAAAAUAUAAUCAACGCAUAAAUGAUGUAUUAAUAUAGAUUAAGCUACCCAGCAGUAUAUUAAGUAGUUAAAGUAAGCUCCAACUGUACCAGCUGCAACAUUAAAGGGAUGAAAACAUCAAUGAAUCAAUAACCAUAAUCCAAUGAUAUAUUAUUCUGAAAUGGGCCUGCCUUACUUUGGACACUUGAAGCAUAUUUCUAUUCUAAUCCUCGUACGUUACCAAGGUAAAAUUUGGAAUGCAAAGUAUUUUUACACUGCAGUUUUAGUUUACUUAAGUAGAAUAUCUGAGUACGUCUUCCAUCCGUGUACUUAACGGACUUUGAGGUGAAGUGGCAGAUUUGUGGGGCUCUCAUCAGCUUCUCAUUCGGUCUGCGUUAGACUGAUGAAGGACUGAUGACUUGUACCCUGCUGGGUGUCCCUGUUCCAUCAGCUCUGUAGGAAUAGUUUUCCUUUGCUCGGUAAAUGCCGGUUGCUCGCAGUGUGAACGCAAACUAAAGGGUCAAAUGUCACGCUAGUUUCCCGACAACAAGUCCCAAUAAAGCUGAAGCAAAUCUUCUACGCCCAGCUGCCUGUGUUUCACUAUGUAAAUAACACGUCCCGGUGAAGUCCCACAGACCCUUUUUAUGUGCAUUAAGCGUCUGUUGGAAGCAUUUUUUUGGCACAAGGCCUGCAGCUCGGCCUCCUGGGUAUGGAGCUGACUCGUGUGGAAGAAAACAAGAUCAAACUGUUCAUUAAACAUUGUCAGCCUGCUCGCUGGUGGUUGUUGCAACAGAUGCUUUCUCACAGCGAGCCUUAUGCUCUCUCAGACCAAACCUUAAGUUCACAUUUUAUUUUAUUAUAUUAUUUAGUGCAUUUAGUUAUUGCAUUUCUGUACACUGCUUCCUUUUUAAACAUUCGUUUGAUAAUUUAUCACAGGUUUUACACUGUAUAAAGAAAUACUUAGAUCUUUUUUUGUCUUGUCAUAGUGUCUUGAAGCCUUUGUUUUUAUUCAGUGUUCGCCUCCAUGAUUAGUUGCUCUGGCAACCACACAAAUUUAUACUCCGUGGUUCAUAGAGAGAAGUACAAACUUAAAAAGCAGCGUGGCAGUGAGGUAAAGCACCAUUUUCUAAAUGUUUUCUGAAGGUUUUUGUCAGAGAGGGAGCUAAUAACCCUUUCCAAAAUAUCCCCAAAUAUCCCCCCUGCUCCCUUUUAUUCUGUACUGUCUAUAUAUGUAUAUACCAUAUUUACCCAGAUUUGAAGUACACUUACGAACCAGUAUCACUUCGGAAUGAAUAAUAAUUUGAUGACAGUAUUAUAAUGCAUUUUUGCAGCCGUUAUGUGUUUAGACAAGAAAGGAUGAUGGAUUUUAUACAUCUGAAAGAACGUAUUUCUUUACUACUUCGUCCUUGCAUGAGUGUGAAAGUUUUUCAAACAUAGGUCCGGUCUGGGGAAAGUCACGGAGCAACAUUUUAAAGGAUAAGACUGCUGAUAUUCCAGAUGUUAUUUUUUGUCAGGAGGUGUUGUGGAAAGACCAAAACCAACAAAAUCAAUGCAUAGCUUUAAAAAAAAAAAAGAACAGGAAACAAAUGAUUUCACUUGUUUUUUUAAAAUGCUAAAUCAUUUCUUAAAACAGCUGGACACUGGAUUCUUUAGCAAACGUUGCUCAAACAGGAGAAAAUAGUGUAUUUGUUGGACUAUUUUCAGCGGCGGAUUAAUUCACAUUUGAGUGUUUGUGGCAGCAGGAUGGUGUUUGUAGGAUUGAGUCCAACUAAACUACAUUGUGUGUGUGUUCAUGGUGAUACAUUUACUGUUGGUUUGGGUCUUUUUCAUAAGAUUUGUUGAACAAUGUAGAACAUUACAUGUAGACUUAUCCUUUAAAACUGCUGAAACAAAUCUUCAGAGAGUCAACUCUUAAAUCCCGUUUUUAAAAGGACAUUUCAUGAGAAAGAUUUUAGUUUAAGCUCAAGCGCUUUAUUAAAUGGCAUGAACAGCUCUUAGAAAAACUGUUGUCAUUAAAAGGUUGUUUAGAUUUGAUAAAUUCUUAAUCCCUAACCCUGAAACAACAUACCUUCCCAGUCUUCUCCACCCAGACGUCUUGUAUUCCCCAAUGCAUACUGUGAUGGAGCGCUAAAAGCAGCCCGGGUCCAUCCAGAGGAUCUAAACCUGAUGGCACUGGCGUCCUUUAGUCAAAGUGUCUAAAAGAUUCAGACCCAGUGGGUAUUGAAGGGUGGCUGUCUGAAAGCUAUCAGCCCUUUACAGCACCACGUAUUUACACCAAAUGGAGUUAGGGACUUGCAGAUUAAAAGAUUUCAUUUUUUCUGAUCCUAUAUUGAAUGUAGUCAUUGAGGAAUGUUUUCUCUUUGUAUUUCAUGGUACCAAAGUUGAUUUCAGAAACCUAAAAUGGGGAUUAUGGUGACGAAGAAGAAGGUAGAUGGUUGUACCAACCCCAAAAAUUAUGCUGGGUGGGGCUUAAGGUGCAACUAAUGUUUUUGAGCUUGUCCUUAAGUUACAGUUUGCAGCAGUUGAUUGUACAAUCCACCUUCCAGCAACUCUAAAUCUCACUAAUUACCACAUUUUAUCUCAAUUGUAGUGUAGAAAAUCUAGAAAUGACAAUUCAAGUAGAAGCUUGCCUUUUACAGCUAGCAUGGCUCUGUCCAAUUCUCCGUCGGUUGCCUGGUUCCUAGAAUUAAUCCAAAUCUUUAAAACCAGGCAAUGUAUACAUAUAUAUUUCUUUUUUCUUUUCUUUUUUUUUUAAACGGCUCUGUAAUUUCUUGAUCACAGCUGGUCACUGUAGUUUUAAACAAACUUACUCAAAACAGGAACAAAUACUGCGUUUGUUGGGGACUAUUUUCAGUGGUGGAUUAAUCCAUAUUUGGAUGGUCCCAGCAAAGAACUAGUCCAGCACAUCACCAUACGUGCAACUGCAAAAUGUUAAUUUUAAGCAUUUGUUUUUACAGAUUUAACAAAUGUUAAAAGUUUUGGAGGUGCAGGUAGGAGGAUUUCAACAUCCUUAUACCUAAACGACUGUAUAAGUUCCAAAAAGUCCCAAAACGACACAAAGAACCCUUCUACUUAAUACCUCACAGUGGUGGAUUAGUCAUGUGACAUUUUUAUUUAACCGAUUGAAACACGUUUUAACAUUGUUAGGUUUAGGCAAGAAAAAUACUUAGGGUUAGUAAAACAGGGAUUGGCUUAAAAUGAGUCUCCUAAAACUAUUAAAAUGAGAACAUUAUUGUGUCUAAGGUCCCUUAAAAUCAUUAAUUUCAAUGAAUUUAAAAUGGAAUUUGGCGCUCCUAUACUUCGUCACCUCACUUCCUUGUUUACUCUCGGAACAAUUACUUCUGGGGGGCGUUAUGAGCGGCUUGCUGGUCCAUAUCUUUGUUUUCUAAAAUGCAAGCUAAAUGAUUUUAUCAACUAAGAGACAGGAUAGCCGUUUUCCCCCUGUUUCCAGUCUUUGUGCUAAGCUAAUUUAGCCGGCUGCUCCAGCAUUAACGUACAGACGUGAGAGUACUGUUCCAUUCAUUUCUACUGCUGUAACUAUCUUGUCUGGUGCAACUAGACGGGUGAUAUAUUCUAAAAGUGGACAGGAUGAUAGAAAGCAAACAUGCUGAUUUAUGAAAGUACAAAUCCACCAGGAGGGAUCCUCCUUAUUGAGCUUUAGCCAAAAGUUCUUUUGUUGAAGCACAGUUUUUAUGUUGUUUAGUCACUGUUUGUUAUUGUUGCUCUGCCUUUCUUUCUGCAAAUGUGUUCUGUGAUGGAAAAAAAAAGGGUAUUGCAUUCCUUUUUAUUUUCCAAAUAUGUUUUCUUAAGUCGCCUUUACCUGCAUUGAUUGUGACGGGCUUUAGCUGUUUCUCCUCCGAGACGCGCUUGUAAAAAAAGCACGCAGACUGGAAAAAAAUUAGUCGUGUGAAUGCUCCAUGGAUGGUUGUGUUUUCAAUUUGUAUUCCCACUGCAAAAUAAAGACAGCGUGUCUUGAUCA